AUGUGUUACAUCGUCUAUACCAUACACGUGUGUAACCACUGGAUCCCCCAACCGCAGCCCAACAAUGGGCCUAUACUGCGAAUCUGCGACGAAGCCGAAAAACUACGGUUGGGCCACCCAUGCCCCGAGACUCAGCGGGAGCAUAAAGUCAACAACCGAAGUCAGGGGAUGUGUACAGGGUGUAUGUGGAAAAAGGUUAGCAAGUAA
Bipolaris zeicola 26-R-13 is the source of this 207-nucleotide messenger RNA. RefSeq lists its product as uncharacterized. The record is from RefSeq and is a predicted model, not a curated record. The transcript has a single exon. NCBI's taxonomy places the organism in Eukaryota, Fungi, Ascomycota, Dothideomycetes, Pleosporales, Pleosporaceae. The coding region runs from base 1 to 207 and encodes 68 amino acids.